Molecule: messenger RNA, 3763 nt
Organism: Phacochoerus africanus (Common warthog)
Lineage: Eukaryota; Metazoa; Chordata; Mammalia; Artiodactyla; Suidae
Gene: PAPOLG
Product: poly(A) polymerase gamma
Exons: 22
Coding region: 235-2460 (741 amino acids)
Cellular component (GO): nucleus
Molecular function (GO): poly(A) RNA polymerase activity; RNA binding
Source: RefSeq, a predicted model, not a curated record
GGCUGGGAAGCGGCGCCAUAUUGGCGUCGGCCGCGCUGUAUUGUCAUAAAUAGAGCCGGUUUUGUGGUGUCUUCACUACUCGGUUGGAUGCCUCGGCCGUAGUAAGUGAGAGAGUAAGAGAGCGAGAAAGCGAGCUGCAAACGAGCGGAGGAAAGUGGACAGGAGGAGAAGGGAAGAGCAAGAACAGGACUCCAGAGCUAAAGGCACUCGCCGGUGAGGGGGACGCAGGAAGCGAUGAAAGAGAUGUCUGCAAACACCGUGCUGGACAGCCAGCGUCAACAAAAGCAUUAUGGGAUCACCUCUCCAAUCAGCUUGGCAUGUCCUAAAGAAAUUGAUCAUAUUUACACACAGAAAUUAAUUGAUGCCAUGAAACCAUUUGGAGUGUUUGAAGAUGAGGAAGAGUUGAACCACAGGCUGGUUGUUCUUGGUAAACUGAACAAUUUAGUAAAAGAAUGGAUUUCUGAGGUCAGUGAGAGUAAGAAUCUCCCACCUUCUGUUGUGGCUACUGUUGGUGGAAAAAUUUUCACUUUUGGCUCCUAUAGGCUUGGAGUACACACCAAAGGGGCUGACAUAGAUGCACUUUGUGUAGCUCCGAGACAUGUGGAGAGAUCUGAUUUUUUUCAGUCUUUUUUUGAAAAAUUGAAACAUCAAGAUGGCAUUAGAAACUUAAGAGCUGUAGAAGAUGCCUUUGUGCCUGUUAUAAAAUUUGAAUUUGAUGGAAUUGAAAUUGAUCUAGUUUUUGCAAGACUGGCAAUACAAACCAUAUCAGAUAAUUUAGAUUUAAGAGAUGACUCUCGACUGAGAAGCCUUGAUAUAAGGUGUAUUCGCAGCCUAAAUGGGUGUAGAGUUACUGAUGAAAUUUUGCAUUUAGUGCCAAAUAAAGAAACUUUCAGACUCACCCUAAGAGCAGUCAAACUUUGGGCAAAACGACGUGGUAUUUAUUCCAACAUGCUGGGAUUCCUUGGUGGUGUCUCCUGGGCAAUGCUGGUUGCAAGAACUUGCCAACUGUAUCCAAAUGCAGCAGCUUCUACUUUAGUUCAUAAGUUCUUUUUAGUUUUUUCUAAGUGGGAAUGGCCAAAUCCUGUGCUGCUGAAACAACCAGAAGAAAGCAAUUUGAAUUUGCCAGUUUGGGAUCCUCGGGUAAAUCCAUCAGAUAGGUAUCAUCUCAUGCCCAUAAUCACCCCUGCCUACCCACAACAGAAUUCUACGUAUAAUGUGUCCACAUCAACUCGAACAGUAAUGGUAGAAGAAUUUAAACAAGGUCUCGCAGUCACAGAUGAAAUUCUUCAGGGGAAAUCAGAUUGGUCCAAACUACUUGAGCCACCAAAUUUUUUUCAAAAAUACAGACAUUAUAUAGUAUUGACUGCCAGUGCAUCAACAGAAGAAAAUCAUCUAGAAUGGGUUGGAUUAGUAGAAUCUAAAAUUCGUGUACUUGUUGGAAAUUUGGAACGGAAUGAAUUUAUUACCCUUGCCCAUGUAAAUCCCCAGUCAUUCCCAGGAAAUAAGGAACAUCAUAAAGACAACAAUUAUGUAUCAAUGUGGUUCCUUGGAAUAAUUUUUCGGAGAGUAGAAAAUGCAGAAAGUGUUAAUAUAGACCUGACAUAUGAUAUACAGUCAUUUACUGAUACAGUGUACAGACAAGCAAACAAUAUAAACAUGCUAAAGGAGGGAAUGAAAAUUGAAGCAACUCAUGUUAAAAAAAAACAGCUCCAUCACUACCUUCCUGCAGAGAUUCUUCAAAAGAAGAAAAAGCAAAGUCUUUCUGAUGUCACUCGAAGUUCAAGUGGACCUCAGUCUAAAAGAUCAUCUCUGGAUAGCAAUUGUUUGGAUAGCUCCAGAGACACUGAUAAUGGAACACCUUUUAAUUCCCCAGUGUCUGCAAACAAACCUUCCAAGCCUGAUAUUCCUCCUUUAGGAGAGACAGAAAGGAAUAAUACUGAGCCCACUGCUGUAAUUGUGGAAAAGCCACUGAGUGUCCCACCAGCUCAAGGCCUGUCUAUUCCUGUCAUUGGUGCAAAAGUUGACUCUGCAGUGAAAGCUGUAUCACCCCCAGCUGUGUGUACCAUUCCUACUGUAGUAGGACGGAAUGUCAUUCCUAGAAUCACAACACCCCACAGCCCUGCCCAGGGGCAGCCACAUCUAAAUGGAAUGUCAAAUAUGACUAAGAAUGUUACACCCAAGAGAUCCCAUUCCCCAUCCUUAGAUGGGUCUUCUAAGAGGUUGAAAGACAUAGAAAAGUUUAUUCGACUUGAAUCAACAUUUAAGGAAUCACGUGCUGCUGAAGAGAGAAAAAGAAAAUCAGUGGAUGCCAUUGGAGGAGAAUGUAUGCCCAUUCCAACUAUUGAUACAUCACGCAAAAAGAGACUGCCCAGUAAAGAACUACCAGAUUCAUCAUCUCCAGUUCCAGCAAAUAACAUCCGUGUCAUCAAAAAUUCCAUUCGACUGACCCUAAAUCGGUAAAAGCAGUGCCUCCUUACUUAAGUGAAUAUGCAAUCAUUUAGUGACGUAGAUGCAGUCACUCUUUUCAAGAUAGAAGUGGCUGUAAUACAUAAGGUAAAAGUUACAGUCAUCAACCUAAUGACCUUGAAGUGGUUUUUUGAACUCUCAUACUUUGACCUGCAGAUGCUGUAGCAUUCUCUCAUUGAUUGCUACAUACACUUCUGUGAGGAUCCCCUGCUGUUAAAUUGUCAUCUACAGUAUUACGGCUUUGCUUUGGAGGUUUUACUGCCUUAACUUUCGAUGCUUGUUUCUCUGUUAUGGGAACCAGUUCUUGGCUCUUUGAACACUGAUAAAACAAGUCCUAAACUCUUUUUUUUUUUUUUUUUUUAAGUCUUAUGUUGUAAUCAUUGUAUAGAACUGAAAAAGUUGAAAACAAACAAAAAAAAGUCUUGUAAUUUUCCAAAUGUUAACACAUUUACUUUAGCAUUGAAGCCACUUUGUGAAACCUGAGAUAAAUGAAUGUGAGGUAUCAUUUCUGCUUUCCUCAUUUGUGUAGAUGUACUUACUGUCUGUUCUUUUCAUUUAAAUUAUUUUCCCCAGAUUGGCACAUGGAAUAUUUAAAUUUUUAUUUUUUUGUGCCUUUCUGUCCAAAUGUUGCAUAGUUACCAGGAAGGAUUAGUCCAGUGAUUACAUAAGAGUUGGGCACCAUAAAUUCUCUAUAUUUUGCCUCCUAUGGAGGCCUUUGAAAUGCAUCUUUAUUAAGAAUCAAAAUAUAACCACGAUACUGAAAGUCAGUAUAUGAAUGGUGAAAUUGUCACAUAUCCUAUCUCAUGCCAUUCUUGUUAGUUGACUGGUAUUUUUUACCAAGAAGCAAUUCAUUCCAGCAUCAACAAUAGGAUACCUUUAAGUCUGGCAAACGUGUAUUUUUGAGGUGUAUGAUUAACUUGGCAUGAUAAUUCCUGACCAUCACUACCCACAACUUCUGUUUCUUCAUGGACUAGGCAUGCAGAAAUAAGCAGUGGAUUCUAUUGAAACCUAAAGGCAUUUUUGAAUGACACUGUUACCAACCAUUAAUUGGCUCAGGACCUUUGUAAUUUUUAUUUAAAUAUAUGAGUUAUCUUUUUUACACUGCUUUUUUCAAUGCAUUUCUUAAUAUUUUUUAAGUUUCAUGAACGCAUGUUCCACUUAUUAAAUUCCAUAACCAUGUAAUUCUUGUAAUAUGUUGAUUCAGUGUUUUGUAAAUGAAGUCGUAUGUAUUUUCAGAGUAUUUUUGUAUGUACUGUAAGAUAACCAUCUUUUCAAAGAGAAAACUUUAAAACCUUUA